Caenorhabditis briggsae is the source of this 1179-nucleotide messenger RNA. Lineage: Eukaryota; Metazoa; Nematoda; Chromadorea; Rhabditida; Rhabditidae. The transcript is spliced from 10 exons. The coding region runs from base 1 to 1179 and encodes 392 amino acids. The record is from RefSeq and is a predicted model, not a curated record.
AUGGCCUCAGUACAUGAAAUAGAGGAAGGAGAAACAUGGAGAACUCAUAGGAAAAGUGCAUUUAUGCGAAGUCCUGAUCCAUCAGCUGACGAAGAAGAAGUGAACUUAACAAAGACGAAAUCUGUGCACGAAAUCGAAGAAAGUCCAUAUCGUCACCCAUCAAAGCCAAACAUGACUCUUCUUUCCGACGAGGAAGAAGAAGGACAAGUCAGCGUGCACGUUAUGAUGCACAGCGACGAAGAGCUUCGUGACGCCAUUUCUCAAGCGAUGUUUCUCGAAGUGGCUUCUGAAAACCUAAUCAGCAAGAGAAAACGACAAUUAGAACUCAUUGACAAGUGUCGCUCUGAAGAAAUAGCAUCAGCUAAGAGGUUAUUCGAGGAAAACAUCGAUGUUUAUCAAAGAACAUUAGGUCCACUUUUUCAUGAAUUCUCAAAUGAGCUAACGACAACUCUGGAAAAAGCAAGUCGCCCAAUCGAUGUUCCCGACGUCACCCGUCCACCACCAGCAUUCCUUCCGAUGCCUUCUAUGAAUGUUCCUCCACCUCCGUUUCAACCAUCUUAUAAUCCAGUAUGUGCAUCUGCUACACCUUCCAUGAAUGCAGUUACCAAUGAGAUGGCGAAGACCUUGAUUGCUCCAACACCACGUGUUCCACCUCCACUCAUGUCUCAGCAUCUACUUCCUCCUCCGGUCAACCAGCAAGAGAGAUCCCCUGUUUCUAGGUCAGAUAACGAAAAGAAUCCUUCGAUCAAGCAUGAAGAUACGAAAACGCACGAGCAUGAGCAUGAUUCGAAGCCGAUUAAAUCACUGGGUAUGCAUGAAGCUUCAAGAGUUGAAGACCCGUUAUUUUCUGGUUUGAACCUGGGUCAACACAUGGGUUUCUCAGUUCCUCGUGGCGAACUCCGUACCACCCAGUCCCAGUUCCACCGCCCAAACCGUUUCUCUUCUCUCCCAGCGUUCCACCCCCACCGCCCAUUCGAAGAAACCCAAGCAUCGCUCGGAAAAAUUUCAUCGGAAUUAAUAUCAGCUCUUCAUCUCCUCGCCCUUCGAAUAGUGGAUCUUCUGGUGUCGUUGGUAUCAAUGUGCGGGGUGUAUUCGUCGGAAAUCGACCUCGUCCAAUUCCAGCCUUCGAAGAUUCUCCGAACAGCAGCGAUGGAUUCUGACAGAUUUCUGACCAGCUGA